This is a messenger RNA of Penicillium oxalicum, 843 nucleotides long. RefSeq names its product TIM-barrel enzyme family protein. NCBI's taxonomy places the organism in Eukaryota, Fungi, Ascomycota, Eurotiomycetes, Eurotiales, Aspergillaceae. The transcript has 3 exons. The coding region runs from base 1 to 843 and encodes 280 amino acids. Gene Ontology annotation, molecular function: catalytic activity. The record is from RefSeq and is a predicted model, not a curated record.
AUGCCACGACCAACUACUCGUGAUGAAGUCCUUGCCCGGCUUCGCAAAACAGUCGCUGAGGGUUCAAUUAUAGUCGGCGCAGGAGCUGGUAUUGGUCUUUCUGCCAAGGCAGUCGAAAGGGGAGGCUGUGACUUGAUUCUCGUCUACAAUUCGGGCCGUUUCCGCAUGGCCGGUCGCGGGUCCCUGGCAGGAUUAAUGCCUUACUCUGAUGCUAAUCAGGUGGUGGUAGAGAUGGCUGCUGAGGUUUUACCCGUGGUGAAAGACACACCGGUGCUUGCUGGUGUCUGUGGUACUGAUCCAUUCCGAGAAAUGCACUCAUUCCUCUCGGAGUUGAAGCGAAUCGGGUUCGUUGGGGUGCAGAAUUUCCCGACCGUUGGCCUCAUCGAUGGCCAAUUCCGCCAAAAUCUGGAGGAAACGGAGAUGGGCUAUGAUCGUGAGGUUGAGAUGAUUAAGAUUGCACAUGAGCUGGGACUCGUCACCACGCCUUACGUUUUCAGCACGGAUGACGCGACAGCAAUGGCCAAAGCGGGUGCUGAUAUUGUUGUCGCUCACGCUGGAUUGACCACCUCUGGUGAUAUCGGAGCCAGAACCGGACGGUCGCUUGAAGAUUGCGUCGGGUUCGUGCAAGAGAUUCGGGAUGCAGCUCACCAAAUCAACCCCGAGAUUCUCGUGCUGUGUCAUGGCGGGCCGAUCGCGCGCCCGGCCGAUGCAGAAUACGUCUUGUCGCGUACCAAGGGAGUACAUGGGUUCUUCGGAGCCAGCAGCAUGGAACGUCUGCCGGUGGAAGUUGCGAUCAAGGAGAACGCAGCCGAAUUUAAGCGGCUAAAGGUGCGAUUAGAGUAG